Messenger RNA from Anneissia japonica, 477 nucleotides. RefSeq lists its product as uncharacterized. The coding region runs from base 1 to 477 and encodes 158 amino acids. The transcript has a single exon. Gene Ontology annotation, biological process: DNA integration. Gene Ontology annotation, molecular function: nucleic acid binding. The record is from RefSeq and is a predicted model, not a curated record. NCBI's taxonomy places the organism in Eukaryota, Metazoa, Echinodermata, Crinoidea, Comatulida, Comatulidae.
AUGCCAAUACCAGAGAGACCGUGGGAUGUAAUAUCAGUUGACUUCGGAGGACCAUACCCUAACGGGCACUACCAUCUUGUUGCCGUAGAAAAGAGAAAAAGAUACCCAGAAGUUGAAACAACAUAUUCAACAGCAUUUCAACCUACCAGAGACCAACUAAAGAAAAUGUUUGCUACACAUGGAACACCAAGAAGAGUCGAAACAGAGAAUGGACCACCAUUUAACCCCAAACAAUUUGAGGAAUUUGCGAUGGUAGAAGGCUUCUCGCACCACUUAGUAACACCAGAACAUGCUCGAGCAAAUGGAGAAGCGGAGAGCUUCAUGAAAACCCUGAAUAAGACUGAACAAAUUGCACAUCUACAGGGAGUAAACACAAACACAGAAAUUAUAAGAAAUGUUAAAGGAUACCGAUCAACACCUCAUCCAGCUACAGGCAUAACCCCGUAUAAUGCAUUCAGACAAUGGACCACCAUUUAA